ACACAGACUGUAAUGACAAAGUAAAUACCUCAGUGACCCUUCCAAGGACAGUCAGAAGGGGUUGAGGACUCGGAGGAGAGAGUCACUGACUGUUUACACAGAGAAGGCUGUUUACAGAAAGGACACAGCAGUUGGAGGGUUUGCAAAAGUAACAAGCGGUUAUUAAGCUGAGAUUUAGAGGCAACAUUUUUUAACUUGGUAUCCAGUGAAGCUUACGAAAAGAGCCACCAUGAAGCUGAAGUUACCAAACCCGGGACUGGAUGAUAGAAUCCCUUCUCACGGAGACCUGGAGAAGAUGGAGACGGACGAGGCUGGAGACAGACCCCAAUGGGACAACAAAGCCCAGUAUCUGCUCACCUGUGUGGGCUUCUGUGUGGGGCUUGGUAACGUAUGGAGGUUCCCAUACCUGUGUCAAAGUCAUGGGGGAGGAGCGUUUAUGAUCCCGUUCCUUAUCCUGCUGGUUCUGGAGGGAAUCCCACUGCUGCACUUAGAGUUUGCCAUCGGUCAGCGUCUGAGAAAAGGCAGCGUGGGCGUAUGGAGAUCCAUCAAUCCUUACUUAACAGGAGUUGGCAUUGCAUCCAUGCUCGUGUCUUUUUUGGUGGGUGUUUACUACAACACCAUUAUGGCCUGGAUCAUGUGGUAUCUCUUCAACUCUUUUCAAGAUCCUCUGCCCUGGAGCCAGUGUCCACUCAAUGCUAACAAGACAGGAUAUGUGGAGGAGUGCGCACGAAGCACCACUGUUGACUACUUCUGGUACAGAGAAACUCUGAACACUUCAGAAGCUAUUGAAGAUUCUGGAGUUCUUCAGUGGUGGAUGGUUCUAGCCCUCAUAGCUGCCUGGACUGUGCUUUAUGUCUGCUGCAUCAGGGGCAUUGAGACAACCGGCAAGGCUGUGUACAUCACCUCUACUUUGCCAUAUCUCGUCCUCACCAUCUUCCUCAUCCGGGGACUAACUCUUAAAGGCUCUACAGAAGGAAUUAAAUACCUCUUCACACCUGAUGUAAAUGAAUUACUAAAUCCUUCAACCUGGCUGGAUGCAGGAGCCCAAGUAUUCUAUUCCUUUUCCCUGGCUUUUGGAGGUCUCAUCUCCUUUUCCAGUUACAACUCUGUGCACAACAACUGCGAGCAGGACGCCAUUCUCAUCUCUAUCAUCAAUGGCUGCACCUCCGUGUACUCGGCAACAGUCAUCUACUCCAUCAUCGGUUUCAGGGCCACUCAGAAAUUUGAUGACUGCAUGGGAGACAAUAUCUUGAAGCUGAUGAAUGUGUUUAACUACCCUGAGAACAACAUCACUGAAAGCAAUUACGACCAAGUUCUGACUCUGUUCAACAACACCAAUCCGGAUAUCAUCCAAGGAUUGGACUUACAGACCUGCGAUUUGCAGACUUUCCUUAGUCAGGGUGUGGAAGGAACAGGACUGGCCUUCAUCGUGUUCACAGAAGCCAUCAUAGAGAUGCCGGUUUCUCCACUUUGGUCUGUUCUCUUCUUUGUCAUGCUCUUCUGUCUUGGCCUCUCAACUAUGUUUGGGAGUAUUGAGGGUGUUAUAGCUCCUCUACUGGAUCUUAAAUUGCUACCCAGGUCUUGGCCCAAAGAAGUAAUCAGUGGUCUGACAUGCUUCAUAUCUUUAGCUCUUGGACUCAUAUUUGCUCUUCGCUCUGGAAACUACUGGUUGGCUCUUUUUGACAACUUUGCAGGCUCUAUACCCCUUCUGGUCAUAGGCUUUUUUGAAAUGAUCUCAGUUGUCUACAUCUAUGGCAUGGAUAGGUUUAAUAAGGACCUUGAGUUUAUGAUUGGCCACAAACCCAAUAUCUUCUGGCAAGCUGCGUGGAGAGUGAUUAGCCCCCUCAUCAUGAUUAUCAUUCUGAUUUUCUACUUUGUUACUCAAGUCACAAAGAAAUUCACCUAUCUGGUCUGGGACCAGAAAUCGGAGAACUUCCCCACCCUUGCUGAGCGGUCCUACCCAUCUUGGGUGUAUGUCAUUAUCUUUAUCUUGGCUGGAGUUCCCAGUUUGGCUAUCCCCUUCUUUGCCCUUUACAAGCUCAUACAGAGGAAGUGCUGCAAAAAAGACUACAAUGACAGUACAGUGGACACAAUCUCUGCCAAAAUACAAAUGAGUGACAAAAUUAAGUUUUAGAUAAACAUACUAAUUUUGGAUAUUUUAUUUCAAUGAACUUGUAAAUUAUGUUUAUUUGACUUUUCUGGUGCUUUGUAAUGAUACAACAAUAUGCUGAUGACCGACUGUUAUCUUUGAAAGGCUAAGGAUAAGGCCAAUACAUAUUCCACAAGAACAGAGAAAUUUGUUCUCUCUGCCAGGGCUGCAAGAACAAAGUUCUUUCAGGUCUGGACAUUUGAUACUUCACAUAACUUGUGUGCAGAACUACUAGGAAGUCUUCAAAGGUCUCUCCCACUGCAGCACACUACCUUCAUAUUUCUCUGACACCACACAAGAAAAAAGUCUGCCGAAAAUGUGUCAAGAACAAGUUGCAAGAACUCUAAAGAGAGGGAGUUCUUGCAAAAGAGAAAAAAUAUUGGGAGAGAAAAUAUUUCUUUGUUCCUGUGGAGUAUGUAAAGGCCUUAGGUUUUUGUGUUUUUAGUGAAGAAAUCAUCAUAUUGUGACAUGCAAUGUCUGCAGUGGAUUGACUUAAUAUUAAAGUAUUAUUUGUAGGUUGUGAAUAACACAGUUUCAUAGUAUGUAAACAUAGUUUGUGUACAACACUGGCACUGCAAAUAGCAUGACCAGCAUGGGUUUGUGCAUAAAGAUGUACUGGUUUUAAUUUCCAUUCUUCUUUUUAUUAAAUAUAUUGCCAUCCAGUUAUAUCUCUGUAUGUCAGCACAAAGUAAAACUUACACUAAUAUGUUGA
Molecule: messenger RNA, 2861 nt
Organism: Girardinichthys multiradiatus
Lineage: Eukaryota; Metazoa; Chordata; Actinopteri; Cyprinodontiformes; Goodeidae
Product: sodium-dependent neutral amino acid transporter B(0)AT1-like
Exons: 12
Coding region: 230-2134 (634 amino acids)
Biological process (GO): sodium ion transmembrane transport
Cellular component (GO): membrane
Source: RefSeq, a predicted model, not a curated record